GUCCGCGCACGAGUCGAGAUAGCUGGAAUCUUCGUCCUGACAUUAGGGUCACAUAGAGUCCGCGACAGGAACCGGGUAGUAACUGGAUGACCUUUCGUUCGUGUCGGGUGGUGGCAGGAUGAGAAUCAACCGGUAACCGAGUUUCCUCCAACGAGCGUACACGAAAGACGCAAGUCGUCGUUUGCGUCGUUGCUUCAGUGCCGGCUUCGUAGCGGACCGUCUAGUGUCCAUUGUGCCUAGCGGUAAUACAACUUCGACCAGCGCCAUCGUCACAGCCAGCACCGACAUGGAGGAUACGGAAUAAUGUCAUUGGGAUGCCUUGAAGGAACACCGAGACAUGAAGAGAGCGCGACCGAAGACUAUCGAUUCUUGCGACAAGGGGUCGACUGGCGACUGCUACUGCCGCCGCCGCCGCGCCGCUCAGGUUCGCUCGUAAACCACCCCGUAGAACGCUCGUCGCUGCUUGCGACAACAUGCAGCUCGUCUUUGCAUACGCGGGCUUCUCGUAUCUCAUGGUGGUCAACAACCUUCUCGAACGAUGCCAACUCACCCCACCGACGCACCACGGUGGAACGAAGAAGCAGCUACCAGGGUGGCUAACACGACGCGACGACCGACACAAGUCACCGAGCGCUUCGUGAUUUUCCUGAUCGAUGAUAACUGCGGCUACCGCUCCGACGAUGGAAUUUCUUGUCGGACACGGUUAACGGAAUGUCAAAAAUUUCGGAACUCAGCGGUUAGGAUUAUACCUACUUACAAAAGUCGCGUGGGUUUGUCUGAGUCGGAUACGGCGAUAGCAGAGCCUCUUUCAAAAUGAGUGUUCUAAACAUGGAUUCGGAGAACCGGGUGGUUCUCAACGUGGGUGGUAUCCGGCAUGAGACGUACAAGGCAACCCUGAAGAAGAUCCCCGCGACGAGGCUGUCGAAGCUGACCGAAGCGCUCGGUAACUACGACCCCAUCCUGAACGAAUACUUCUUCGACAGACAUCCGGGGGUCUUCGCGCAGGUGCUCAAUUAUUAUCGUACCGGAAAACUCCACUAUCCGACGGAUGUUUGCGGGCCACUGUUCGAAGAGGAGCUGGACUUUUGGGGCCUAGAUUCUAACCAGGUGGAACCCUGUUGCUGGAUGACCUAUACUCAGCAUCGGGACACGCAGGAAACGCUGACAGUCCUCGACAGGUUGGACCUCGAUACCGAGAUGCCGACCGAAGAGGAGCUGGCAAGGAAGUUCGGCUUCGAGGAGGCGUACUACCAGGGCACCCUCACCUGGUGGCAGAAGCUCAAGCCUCAGAUGUGGUCGCUGUUCGAUGAACCCUACUCCUCGUUAUCAGCUAAGGUGAUCAGUAUAGUCUCGGUCCUGUUCAUAUUCAUCUCAAUCAUGUCCUUCUGCCUGAAGACGCAUCCGGACAUGCGGGUGCCGGUGAUCGUAAACCGGUCGGUGAACAUGGGAAACGAGACCUCCUGGGCAGUGGAUAAAACGCACACGAACGCUCACGUCUGCUUUUUCUACAUCGAGUGUAUGUGCAACGCCUGGUUUACCCUCGAGUUCCUAAUACGAAUCACCGCGAGCCCAAACCGGUGCGAGUUCAUUAAGAGCUCGGUCAACCUGAUCGACAUGGUCGCGACCUUAAGUUUCUACCUCGAUUUGGCGCUUCAACGUUUCGCAUCUCAUCUUGAGAACGCCGAUAUCCUCGAGUUCUUGAGCAUCAUACGUAUUAUGAGACUGUUCAAGUUAACUCGUCAUUCGUCCGGCCUCAAGAUUUUGAUACAAACGUUCCGCGCCUCGGCGAAGGAGCUGGCCCUCCUCGUCUUCUUCCUGGUCCUUGGCAUCGUGAUCUUCGCCAGUCUGGUAUACUACGCCGAACGUACCCAGUACAACCCGAAGAACGAUUUCCAAAGCAUACCGCUCGGAUUGUGGUGGGCGUUGGUCACGAUGACCACCGUCGGUUACGGGGACAUGGUGCCGAAGACCUACGUUGGGAUGUUCGUCGGUGCCCUCUGCGCUCUAGCCGGUGUCCUCACGAUCGCCCUGCCCGUGCCCGUGAUCGUCAGCAACUUUGCGAUGUAUUACAGUCACACGCAGGCGCGAGCCAAGUUACCUAAGAAGAGACGCCGGGUACUUCCGGUCGAGCAGCCAAGAGUCAGAGCUCCGGGUGCGCCACUCGCAAUGACCGGAGUAGCGGGUACCGGGGGUCCACCGGGUUGCACCCAACAGCACUUGCAAGUCGGUGGACCGACAUCGGGCACCGGUGGGCUAGCUCCUGGCCAUGGACAAACGCCGGGAGUAGGCUGCACCGGUGGCCAGGGACCCCAAAACAGACGGAUGAAUGCUAUCAAGACCAAUCAUCCUAAGGAUGUUUCGUUCGCCACUAAAACAGAAGAGGACCGGAGGAACUCUAACCUGCGGACCAACGGGACCAAGACAGCCGGAGGUUUGGGUUAAAUCUGAAAUCAAGAUUACUCUCCACUGCCGAGGCGCCAAUACUACUCGUAUAAGAUGAAAGGGUGAGAGAAAAUAGGGUACGGAGGAACGAGCUCAAGAAGGGUAUCAAGAUUGCAUGGUCUACCAUAUAAGAGAAUAUUAGAUCGGUGCGGAUGAAAUGUCGGAUUUUUAUCGUCAGGAGUAGUUGCGCCACUUUCCACUUUUCACAGGCUUCAAUCAUUAGAACUGCGCUUUUCCCAUUUCCCUUUUCUUUUAUGUUAUCGAGAGAAGACGGGUUGUUGAAAUUUUAUUAUAAUACAUUUUUAUGACGACGUACCGAUAAGAUUUUUAUAAAAGGAAUGGUGGAGUUUUUUUGAGAAGAAGAAUAAUAUACCAUAAUUUUAAGUAUCUUUGAUAGAUAUGUUCUUUCUUUAAUAACAAUGCAGAGCAUCCGUUGGUUUCUUUGCGUUAAAGUACGGCUGACCUAAAAGCCAUGGAACCUUAGCAAGACGUAAACAUGAAGUAAAGCAGAGAAAUUUCUCUUAUAUUCUUGUUUCUCGAAGCUUGUACAUUUUAACAAAAAAGAAACUUUUUUUAAUGUACUGUAUAUUGUAAUAUAUUGUUACAGUUACUUGAAAUUAUAGUAAAAGUGUAUAUUAAACACAUACAAACUCGUACUAAUUACCAAAGAUUAAUAAAAAUGUGUUACUAAUUACCAGUAAUUUUCAGAGUUAAUUUAACUUAAAUUUGUGGUUUUAAAUGAGUCAGCCAUUCCUUCUACAAUCAUUUAUAAUAAUAUGUACAUACAAAUAAAUAGCUGAAUAUACCUUUGUUAAUUAGUAGGUACCAAUAAAAACAAAUCCCCCCCCCCCCCAAAAAAAAAUUUACCCACCUAAAAUCAGCUUCCAAGAAGCAAAAGCAUUGAAAGAUUUGAAAGGAAAGGUCAAAGCAGCCAGCAAUUUAACCAGUGAAAAGAGAUUGGCACGGUGAAUUCAGAGCUUCUAGAAACAGUAAUUAAUUAAUUGAAGCUUUUAAUUAAAUCACACGCUAGCUUCAAGCUACAAAUUUUGGAAAAGAGGAUUCCGCAAGAAAAUAAACGAUAAGAUCCGACAUUUCGUACGCACCCUUCGUAUCCUCAUUCAGGAGCUUCUCAGUUUUUUCUCUUUCUUUGUUUCACACCACUUAUUCCGGCAAUCUCUCUUCUCCUCCCUAGUGUUCCUCCCUUUUCUUUCCACGUCAUCAGCCCCUCGCCCCAUUUUGAUAAACACGAAUCAUUCAUGGAACACGGAAGAGCACGUCUGACUUUAUACCAAUGACGGAAACCGGGUUAAAUGGUGACGAAUGAAAAAAAAAGUGUUGGUACACAUAUAGAAAGGGUGGAGGGAAAGGGGAGGGUGAGAGUGUAGCGGCUUGUUUGAAGCAAUGAGGAAUAUUCAUCGGUUGUUAGGUUAAAAACACGCCGGUGUUGAAAGCCUCGUCCUCGCGAAGGCCGAAUAAUUUAUGAACCGGAGAGCACAGGUUCGCUGCCAAAAAUUCCUGAAAGUAUCUGGUAAAUGCUGCAAGAGCCGCGUAAUAAGAUUGGCGGAUCUCAAGGAGCUUAAAUAUUUGCGUUCGUAGGAAUUUUUGUCACGGCUCAACGUAGCAUCGGCAAGAUCCCUCCUUUUUAGCUUCGCGAGUUGCACCCGUGCAACCGAAUAAAAUAUGCUCUUAAUUUCGCGGAAUUGGCGCUUCAAGGAAGUUAAGUUUCUUACUCCAUCCCCGGUUCACCGGAACUUUCUGGAACUGAUUAUGGAGUUUAAUUGCGAGUAGUGAUGGGAUACAAGUAUAAAAAAGUACUUUUGGGUAUAAUUAAACUUUGACCAAGUACAGUAGCGAAAAUACAGUAGGCUUUUCUAGAGAAAAUUGCAAUUUUGGGUAAGAAAAUUCCAUAACUAUAUACAUUAUACAUAUAACUCGAGACAAGCAACACAAUUUUUCCCAAUAAAACAUUACAAACAAAUGAGUGCUGGGACUUUGUUUUCCUAUGUUACCAUUUUCGUUAGGGGAGCCUCCCAUGCUCGCUACUGUACAUUCGAAUCUCUUAUGAAUAGUAUACUAUACUUUUGUCUCUUUGAGCAUGCUUUGCACUGACCAUGCUAGAUCUGCCUAUCUACAUAUCUGUAAUUUCUUCUUUUUUAAGGAUCCAGUAUUUUAUUUUUACAAAAUUCAAUACCCUUAAACCAUAAAGCAUUGUACUUUUAAAUACAUACUCGAACAUUUCAAGUACUUAUUUUGAGCUUAUAUUGAACUUGAUCCCAUCGCUAUUCGUAAUAAGAGAGACGAGAUCCUAAACGCACAGACACCCGGAAAAAAUUCUUUUACGACCUCGAACCUUUCGCUGCAUACGAACAAGACGAUACAAGAUAACUCGUAACGAGUUUCAAUUGCGUGUGUUAUCUUUUACACGACUUACUACGAUUAUUAAUGAAUCGUACCGGUUAUCGUAGCGUUGCAUAUAAAUUACAGACACACUAUGUGAAGGUAGAAUCACCUUCAUCUCAAUUGCACCACUCGACUUGUCACAUACUGUAAAUAUUCGCUUUAUUCGAUUAACCUGUUAACUGGGUCAUUAUUUUUCACCAAGAAAGAAGAGUUAUAUCCUUGUUCUUGCAAUAAAAAGUGAAUAAAAGAAAGUUCACUUGGCUUACACACGACAAAAGCAAAUAGAGAUAUAUUCUUGCUGGCACAAGUGUAACGAUUAUCAGAAUGACGAAUUAACUCGUCUUCCCCAGUUACUUAACAUGUUAACACGUUGACUGGUAUCGGAGUCAAAUAAGAAUAACUUUAAGUACGGUUAGAGUUGAAAUUUUCACCCUUAUUUAAUUAAAUAAUUUACAACCAUCCCAAAGUGGACAUGAGAACUCCAUAACAGUCAUCCUGUUAAUAACUGUUCCGGUAACAAAUAGAAUUACUAAUCGAACUAAAUCAUUGUUUUGAAGGUGUUUACUGAUGAUUAAUUAACACCCUAAUUGAGAGGAGCGAAUGCAAAUCCAAUGAGUAACCACUACUGAUCGAGUUUUAUAUCAAACAGUUUCAUCCCAUGAAUAGACGUACAAAGUACAGUAAACUCUCGUUAUAUUGCCGCAGACGAUACGAGACCAUAGGAGUGGAGCAAAUUUGUCAAGCUUCCAAGCUCUCAUUUUGAGAGCUAAUAGUGGAAAAGCAACACUACUAUGCUUGAAAUUUCCUAUGAAAAUAAUGAAAUCGCUCAUGUGCCAAUAUAACAAGAGUCUACUGUACAUAAUCAUUCAUGAAAUCCUCUCAAUUAGUCUAAAAAGCUACCAAUAAACACAAACAAUUUAUUUACAAUCCAUUUAUAAUAAUAAUAAUAAUAAUAAUAAUAAUAAUAAUAAUAAUAAUAAUAAUAAUAAUAAUAAUAAUAAUAAUAAUUGAAUAAGACUGUACGUAGUACGAUACCCGAGCUCAUCAUCGCUUUGUUAAGAAGUAGAGAAGCUAAUUACUAAUUAUUCAUUUAAUAAUAUUGUUAUCGCUAAAUGCAAAAUAGUACUGCUGCUAAGGGACAUUUCGGAACAAGCAAGGUGUACUAUACAAUUUUUCUUACAGUUUAUACAUAAUAAGCGGUUGAGAUUUAUUUGUAAAAAGGACUAGUAAGGUAAUCUUAUAAAUAUAUUACGAAACUUUUGUAUCUCGUUGAUAAUAAGUUUUGAGAUAAUGAGAAAAUCGAUGCAACGAAGGGUUGAGUAUUCCCUCUCACCGCUUCUCCCUGAAUUGUUAAGCUUUUUGGGGGAUAAACGUCACAGAAAGGAUCUCGUUUCCGGUGUAGAAAUGAUAACGGAAGGCGGGUAGUAAGACGAGGGAUCUGAGGUGCGCACGCAUGCACACGCAAAACCUCAAAGUUUAUCACGCACAUACGUCCACGUACGUGUAAAUAUGUAGUCGGAUCGGUCGCGGUCCAUGUACGAACGAUACAGCCAGCUCUGUACCUCUUCAUUUCAUCUACAUUCUGCUGCUUUCUAUUUAAAUGAUCCUCCUUCUUUUUUUUUCUACUUACGUUUUCUUUUCUUUUCUUUUCUUUCUUUUUUUCAUUUUUAGUAGGUAAAUACAUAUGUAUGUCGAACAGAGGACCCCUUCGACGUUCUUACAAUAUUUCUGGAUAAUUAAAUCAUUGAAAAAGGCCGCACAAUAUUUAUUUAUUUAUUUAUUUAUUAAAUAUGUAAUGGUUGAAAACAGUUACAAAACAUUUAUUUAUUUUUUAAUCAAAUAUAUUGAAGUUUACCUUUUUGGUGUAGGAAAUUAUAUAUAACUUUCAGUUGAAAUAAUUAAUUAAAUGAGUAUGCAAAGAAUGAGAUUACGAGAUCUGAUAAACAGAAAGCAGCAUUCAUCGUUUAAUCUUUAAGAAACUCUGAAGUUGUGACUUAUCAUAACAAUACAGUACCACCAUUUUCGAGGUAAAAAACAUUUCUGGAACCAGUAAUAUCGUUUCUCGAGUAUCCUCCUUUAAAUGUUCUAUAAUCGAAUAACAAGUUCAAACAAAUAAAUUUUACGACUCCGUGAAAAAAGAAUAGGUACAUAUGUAUGUAUCCCCCAGGUAAUUGGAAAUUUCUAUUUUAUCGCCGUUUUAAUUCACAAUUUUAAUUCAUAUCACGUUUCGAUUUUUCGAUUUAUAGUUUUCUUCAUAAAGGGGAAACAUAAUUGAUGCAUUAAAAUUAUUUGCAUUUAAAUAAUUGCAAUAAAUAAAAGUCAAGUUGUACAAUCGAUUCAAUGCCGUCCGUCAAGUUAAUGCAUAUUUACUCGUUUUCAUAAAUAUUAAUUGAAAUCAAGCAGCAUUUGUAGAUACUGUGGGACAAAGAUCAUCCGCAUCUGCAGCUACUAAAUCUCGACUUUUCUAUUAAAUAAUAUUUUCCUUGCAUGUUAAAUCACUUAAGCCUUCAAGAUUAAUACUGGCCAAGUGUUUUUGGUUGGUUUAGCAAAGCUAUUACAACAAAUAAAGGAUUAUUAACUUCCAUUAUUUUGUCCAAUUCUUAUUGUAUACAAUAUAAUAAAUUGCGACAACAACCAAAUUCCAAAAAUUUAAAUUCAACAAAAAUUUGUAACAUUACAUCUGGGUGACAAUAAUUUUGGUAUUCUAAAAGAUCAGUUACUAAAUCGAUACUUUAUACAAAAAGAAAGAUAAAAACAAUUAAAGAUAAAAAACGUAAUAAAAAAAGUGAGCUGAUUAAGGAAAAAGGUAUUUUGUGGAAAAUGUUUAAUCUGAACUGAAGGAGAAUUAAAACACGCUGGUUCGGCUAAUGAAUAGAAAUCAGUAAUCCAAUGUACGUACAUACAUACAUACAUAGAUAUCGUGAAACGAUAUCACUGGCAUCAGAAAUUCCCUCGAAGAAUGAAAAGACAUUAUGUAAUAUCGUUCGAGGAACAAUAAAAAUGAAUUCCAAUUGAGGCUCUACAAUUUCAACGCACUUACAGAUAAGCAAAGAUUCGUAACAUUCAUUGUCAGUACCGUUUUAAAGCAUGGGCACACUGUGUAAUUUCCCCUGCAAUCAUGGGGCCUUCAAAUAAAGAAAAAAAAUGUAUUUAUGUUUCUCAAGACUUAUGCUACAUAGUUUAAAAGUUUGCGUUGAUUAAUAUAAUUUUAUUGACCAUUUAUAUAUUUAUUCAUGUGGGUGGGUGAGGCCACAGUGUACAUAUUGCUUUGUCCAAAGCCCACAAUGCCGUUAAGACGGCUCUGAUAACAAUACUCAAUCACUCAUUCUCAACCACACAAAACACAAACAAUGCUCGUCAACAGUUCAUAAGUACUUAUCCAGAUUGAUGAAUUAAAUUGAGACGUUGUAAAUUUUAUCGUGUAAUAUGUGAAAUAUAGGGUGGACCAAGGAUUGAAUGAUACGUCGAUGGAUAUAUUAUUAAAUAAAUGAUGAAUUGUCGUGAACUUGUGAAUCAAUAAUGACAGAACUUUGGUGAGUUCUUUUUCUCUUUUCUCUUUUCUUUUUCUUAAAUUUAGGCUUAACGUCCAAUCAUCUACUACGUAUAAGCUAUUAUACUAUUAAAUUAAGCUAAUUCUUCUUUCAUUAAAAAGUGUAUAUUUUCUUUUAAUAACGUAGAUAUAAGUAUUUCUACCGGAUACAUUUUGAAGGAUAGUAAUAGAAACUGUAGAAACAAUCAAUGAUUAAAUUUGUUGACUCAUAUCACCUAACACCUGUGCCCUAUAAGCAUGCCCGUCCCUUAUGGAUUAAACUGUAGGUUCUAACAUAUCAUAGUCUGUAAACGAUUAAUAUCUACAAAUAAAGAAGAUUACCUGUAUCUCUGUCAAUAUUGAUUUGUAUGUUCAGGUAAGCUCAUCAGUGUUAGUCUAUUUUUGUGACAUAUGUUUGUUUUUAAUCUGGAAAGCUGUAAAAAAUAAUGUUUGAUCAAUAUAUGCUUUGCUGGCGCGAAAUAGACAAUCAUAUUGCAUAACCAUUAUCAUUAUCACAGUAUCAAAUGAAACAUAUAACUCAAUUUACUUUUUACGAUAUAAAGAUUGUUUCUUUGAGGAUCGAUGCUCUCAACAGGUAUCCUCUUCUACUUCUUCUUAUAUACAUAUGUAUAACACAACCACAAAUCCUUCGUCUAUAUAAACGUAAUAAAUAACUGUUUAAAACUUGUUUACAAGUUUUGUUUUUAUUCCAGAAAUUUUCAAAAAUGAUAUUUAA
Molecule: messenger RNA, 9107 nt
Organism: Osmia bicornis bicornis
Lineage: Eukaryota; Metazoa; Arthropoda; Insecta; Hymenoptera; Megachilidae
Gene: Shaw
Product: potassium voltage-gated channel protein Shaw
Exons: 6
Coding region: 814-2442 (542 amino acids)
Biological process (GO): protein homooligomerization; potassium ion transmembrane transport
Cellular component (GO): dendrite membrane; axon; voltage-gated potassium channel complex
Molecular function (GO): delayed rectifier potassium channel activity; protein binding
Source: RefSeq, a predicted model, not a curated record